Molecule: messenger RNA, 501 nt
Organism: Pestalotiopsis fici W106-1
Lineage: Eukaryota; Fungi; Ascomycota; Sordariomycetes; Amphisphaeriales; Sporocadaceae
Exons: 5
Coding region: 1-501 (166 amino acids)
Source: RefSeq, a predicted model, not a curated record
AUGUCCUCACCAAUCGCAAACGGUGCCAUUGUCACCUUCACCAAUCUUGGCUCGCGUACUUGUAUUGACCUCGCUGGCGGCAAUUCUGGCAACGGCGUAGCCAUUUCUGGGUGGAAGUGUCAUGGUGGAAGUAACCAGAAAUGGCAACUUCAGCAGGUCGGCAAGACUGGCCCCUGGCCCGUUUACAUGAUCAAGAAUCAGUAUUCUGGAACUUACAUGGACCUUUACCUCGGUGGUACGGCUGACGGGACGCCAAUCUAUGGGUGGCAGGGGAGCAAUACCGCCGGGUCCGGCAACCCCCAUCAACGCUGGAGAUUUGUCACUGGUGAUCCUCAGAAUGGGAAUGUCGUCUUGAUCGAGAACAUUGGCGCCGGCACAUAUGUCGACCUCUACCUUGGAGGCGUGGCGAAUGGAACUGGGAUCAACGGCUGGUCUCUUGCAGGCGACUUGAGCUCUGGCAAUCCGCACCAGCAGUGGACGGUCACCGUGACCCAAUCUUGA